Messenger RNA from Rotaria socialis, 588 nucleotides. The record is from the annotation of a GenBank genome assembly. NCBI's taxonomy places the organism in Eukaryota, Metazoa, Rotifera, Eurotatoria, Philodinida, Philodinidae.
AUGAAUUCCACUUAUUAUGAUGAUCCAACAAAAGAUCAUCCAGGACCAGCUGCUUGUCAAGGUGCUAAAUUACCCGAUACUGCAAAUGUUGCUAUUCAAAUUGGUGGGACACAUACACAAGUUCAAGAACGAUAUGCAACUAAAAAACAUGAUUUCCAUGAAAAAAAAGAUAUUGACGAUGAUAUUCAAAUGACUGAAUUUGCUUUACAAAAGAACGUUCCUUUGGAACUUGCUGACCUAGGUUUACUUGCUACAGUUGGACCACGAACAAUACAUGUUUAUGAUAAACUAUGUGUAGUCGUUCUUUCAAUCGAUAGUGGGGAAAUUCGUGAUAGUAAUAAAAUCAUGCUUAUGAGAGUAUUAAAAUAUACAACAUGCUAUUUACUUUCAGUGGCAUUAUAUAAACAAUUUAAUCAACUCAUUAACUAUCAUGAUCUACGACCGGAAUAUAUCCGUGUCAUUAUUGUUGAAUGGUCAAUAAAAUUCUCAAUUUCCAUAGCACGCAUUAUUUCAGCAAAUAUUCAAUGUAGUUUACUCAGUGCUCGACGUUGUGAAAAUUUCUACGAUUAUAGUCAACAAGUUGAUUGA